AUGAGCAGUUCAGCAGGAGGCUGGUUCUGCAGGGAAGACAAAACAAUCAUGCUGUUGAUCAUACAGUAUCAGCAUAAAUUGGAUUCAGUUAGAUAUAGUCCGGUUCAGUCAGAAAUCUGGCUUAAUAUAGAGAUUCGACUGAGAAGGAAGACAAAAGCAGAAAGUUACUUCAGCAGGAUGUAUAAGAGACUAUUUCAGCAAGAGGGGCCAGUUCAUGACCAGGAGGGUCAGUUUCGCAGAGAGGGUCGCCAGUUCAGCAGGAGGGCAGGAGAGACCAUUUCAGCAAGGAGAGAAGUGACAGUUCAGCAGGAGAGACCAGUGUCAAAGCUAGGAGAGACAGUUCAGAAAAAGGAGGGACCAGUUCAGCAGGAGAGACCAGUUCAGCAGCAGAGACCAGUUCAGCAACGAGACCAUUUCAGCAGGAAGACCAGUUCAGGCAGGAGGCUCAGUUCAGCAGAGAAGACAGUUCAGCAGGAGAGACCAGGGUUCAGCAGCAGAGAAUACCAGUUCCAGCAGGAGGGACCAGUUCAGCAGGAGGGACAGUUCAGCAAGGAGAGACCAGGUCGAAAGCAGGAGAGACCAUUUAGCAGCAGAGACACAGUUCAGCGGAGGAGAGACAGUUCAGCAGACAGCCAGAGACCAGUAUCAGGACAGGAGAGAGACGCCGAUGUUCAGCAGGAGAGACCAGGUUCAGCAGCAGAGUCCGAAGUUCAGGCAGCAGAGAACCAGUUCAGCAGGAGGGAGAGACGACAGUUCAGCAGGAGAGACCAGGUCAGCAGCAAGAGACCGUUCAGCAGGCAGAGACAGUUCAGCAGGAGAGACCAGUUCAGCAGGAGAGACCAUUUCAGCAACAGAGACCAGUUCAGCAGCAGAGACCAGUUCAGCAGGGAGAGACGCAUUCAGCAGCAGAGGCCAGUUCAGCAACUGAGACCAGGUUCAGGCACAUUCAGCAGGAGGGACCAUUUCAGCAGGAGAGACCAGUUUCAGCGAGAGACAGUUCAGCAGGAGAGAACAGUUUCAGCAGGAGAGACGCAGGUUCAGCAGGAGAGACCAGUUCAGCAGGAGAGACCAGUUCAGCAGGAGGGACCAGUUCAGCAGGAGGGAGAGUUCAGCAGGAGCAGACCAGUUCAGCAGAAGGGACCAGUUCAGCAGGAGGGACCAGUUCAGCAGGAGAGACCAAUUCAGCAGGAGGGACCAGUUCAGCAGGAGAGACCAUUUCAGCAGGAGGGACCAGUUCAGCAGGAGAGACCAGUUCAGCAAGAGAGCAGUUCAGGCAGGAGAGACCAGUUCCAGGAGAGACGCAGUUCAGCAGGAGAGACCAGUUCAGCAGGAGAGACCAGUUCAGCAGAGAGACAACAGGAGAGGGACAGUCCAGCAGGAGGGACCCAGUUCAGCAGGAGAGACCAAGUUCCGCAGGAAGGGACCAGUUCAGCAGGAGAGACCAGUUCAGCAGGAGAAGACCAGUUCAGCCAGGAGAGACCAGUUCAGCAGGAGAGACCAGUUCAGCAGGAGAGACCAGUUCAGCAGGAGAGACCAGUUCCAGGCAGGAGAGACCAGUUCAGCAGCAGAGAGACCAGGUUUCAGCAAGAGAGACCAGUUCAGAAUGAGACCAUUUCAGCAGGAGAGACCAGUUCAGCAGGAGAGACCAUUGCAGUUCAGGCAAAGAGACCAAUUCAGCGAGAGACCAUUCAGCAGGAGAGACCAGUUCAGCAGAGAGACCAGUUUCAGCAGAGACCCAUCAGAAGAGACCAUUUCAGCAGGAGAGACCAGUUCAGCAGGAGAGACCAGUUCAGCAGUUCAGCAACAGAGACCAUUUCAGCAGCAGAGACCAGUUCAGCAGGAGAGACCAGUUCAGCAGGAGAGACCAGUUCAGCAGGAGAGACCAGUUCAGAAUGA
Penaeus vannamei (Pacific white shrimp) is the source of this 1896-nucleotide messenger RNA. Lineage: Eukaryota; Metazoa; Arthropoda; Malacostraca; Decapoda; Penaeidae. The record is from RefSeq and is a predicted model, not a curated record.